UACACCCAGCAGAUGCUGCAGCCAACUGUUCCCUGCAGGGACCCAGGGCUGGCAACUGGCUUUUCCCAGGUGGGGUGUCAGGUGUGCUGGGCAGACACAAAGAGCAGCGUUACCUGGCCAGCCCUUCACAGAGUUUCUGAUGUCUGAGGCAGACUCUGCUGUCAGAGGCCUGUGGCAGCUUCUGAAGAUGCCCAGCUCUGCCACAGCUCCUUGCUCUGCUGCACAGACACCUUGAACCCGGCAGGGUUUGCAGAACCCACGCAGCCCUUCCCCUCCGGAUGCAGAGCGCGGUGGAGAAGAGGAUCUUCAGCCUUUGUGCCGCCUCUUGGUGGCCUUUUCCUUCCAGAAGACAAAGGUGAAAGCGUAAAACCGAGCAAAACAAUCCCAGUCACUGCAAAAAAAUGUUGAUUUCCCUUGAACACUGAAGAGAGAGCUGAAGCCCUGAGGUCCCUGCGGCCCCGGCCGGUGUCGGGCGCUCCGGGCUGACUCAGCCCCGCCGAGCCGGUCCGACAUCCUGAGAGCUGCCACGGGAUGGCCACGCAGGGCAGGAAACCGCUCCGAAGAAGAAAGAAAACAAAUUUAAAAAACCUUUCAGACAGUUGCCAGUAAAGUUUCUUUGGCUCUGUGUCUGGGCAUGGCUCCCAAAUCCAGCCUCUUGCCCUCGGAUAAAGCACUAGAGCCUGGAAUGAGAGUCAGAUGCGUGGGAGGGGUGCACGUGUCUGCGUCUGGGCUGGAAAACAUAUGUACUGUAGUGCCUAGAAAAAGCUUUUUGCUUUGGGCCUUGCUCCAGAAAACCUCUUUCCUUGCUUUUACAACUGUCCCCUGUUCCUUGGGACUACCCAGAUAUUUAACCCAGCCUGAGGACAGGGAGCUGAGGAGUUUUCUCAGUGUCAUUCCCUCUGCCCCCCAGGCCUGGGAACAGCCAGCCUGGGGCAUGCAGCUUCCAGCCCUCACCCUGUUCCUCACCAGGCUUAAUACUCUACACAGAAAGUGAGGCCGAAUAACGUGCACAUGCCGAGUGCUGGAGGAGAGGCUGAAGGACAUCCUGUUUUGUUUCAGCAGUGUUGUUAUUCUUUGGGGUGAAAUGAAGAAUUUGAUUUUGUUUUGGAAACACUCAUAUUUCUGAUGCAACUGAACUUCAGUAACCUUUUUGCAGUACGGAUUUCAACAAAUCAUUUUUUCUCUGUUGAACAAAGAUGCAGAACUUGUCGGUGGUAGAAAGUCUUGGUAACACAGACAUAGCACACUGGGAGCCUCCAAAAGAUCUGGCAGCUGAGGCAGGUGGUGUGUCUCCCCAUGGAAGGGGCUGUAACUGGAAUGAAAGAACGAGCAAUGAAGAAAUUGUUAAUAUUGAAGCAACGCAGCAAAGCCUCCCUGUAAUGAACAGCGAAGGGAGAAGUUGCGAGGAAUUUUCUGAGAGCAGCUUUAGUACCUCAGAACCCAGUGGUUCCUGGGGUGAUUUUGAAGGCUUCACAGAGCACAAAUCAGAGAGAUUCAGUGAUAACCUUGAAUUUUCGGUGAAGUCAGCAAAAACUCAGGGGGCCGAUCUGGAGCGGAGCAGCCGAGGCUGCAGCAUUUCUGCUGCCCAGGUGUGUGCUGAGCCAUCUCUGUGCCGUGGCGUGCAGGAGGCUACGGGCUCUCUGAGUGAGGAAGACCACAGCUAUGAGGAGAUAUUUAAGCUGGGCUUUCCAGAAGUCUUUGUACCACAGUCCAGAGAGUGCAUAAGAAGCUUAGAGCAAGUUCUUGAUGCAAAUAAUGAAGAUGUUUGGAUUCCUGAACUUUUGAAGAAUCAACUUCGCAUGGAUUCUGGAAAUGUAUGGAGAGCACUCAGGGACUUUGAUAAUUCCCCCAGCUCAAGACAUCCCUGGAGUAAAUCUCAUUGCCAAGAAAACCUCUUGAGUGUUCUCGGAGUAGAUGCAAAUCAGAAGGAUGUUUCAGAGAACCAGGCUGAUAUUUUUGAAGAAUCAAAUGUCAAAGAUAAUGAGGAGUUUAGAUUUGAUGGAUUCAGUGUUAAUGACUGCAAAGCAUUGAUCCAGACCAAGCUUUCUGUGUCACCAAACUCCAGACAUGGGCACCUUUUCACCUGUAACCUCUUUUUGAAGACCACGUCAUCAAAUGAAAACACACAGUGUAUAACAAUCCCAAGGAAGAAGCAGAUUUUUUCUACACACAACCUAAAAAUGAAAUUUUUCAGUAGUGAUGUCUGUUGAACUAAAUGCAAUUUUUAGCCUUUUUUUUCUUUUUUCUUUUUUUUUUAACUGAAUGCAGUUUACCUUCAUUUUGUUACUGACUUGGUGCUCUAGACUACAGACGUUCUUUAGGAAAGUGACAUGUUGCUGUGUAUGAAGGACCUAAGGCCACGUUAUUAGAAGAUAUUUCUCCUGUUUAGUUGAGAAGUCAAAUUUUGUAAUUUUGCCCUGCUAAUUUUUGCUGCAGAGUCGUGUUUCUUACAGUAAAUGCUGCAGCUGCAGCCAUGCUUCAAGAUAACUCUGGUGGACUCUCCUGAACUACUGAUCCUCAGGCCUUAAUGCCUCUUCAAUCAAAACCCUUCUUUCCCUGCCAAAACCUGCUCAAGUCUCAGGUGUGUUGUAACGUGCCUUGUCACCAUCUCUGCUCAUCCCUGCUCCAGUUUGGGUCAGCUGAGACCUGUGGCUUUGCCACUGCUGGGUGUAAUGAGAAGAGCCUUUCUUCAUUUGGGGAAUUUCAGUGGGGUUUAGCAGAAUAAAAGGGUUUUAAUUUC
Molecule: messenger RNA, 2740 nt
Organism: Serinus canaria (Common canary)
Lineage: Eukaryota; Metazoa; Chordata; Aves; Passeriformes; Fringillidae
Gene: CLBA1
Product: clathrin binding box of aftiphilin containing 1
Exons: 6
Coding region: 1197-2210 (337 amino acids)
Biological process (GO): intracellular transport
Cellular component (GO): trans-Golgi network membrane; AP-1 adaptor complex
Molecular function (GO): clathrin binding
Source: RefSeq, a predicted model, not a curated record